Trichomycterus rosablanca is the source of this 2256-nucleotide messenger RNA. It is a transcript of the gene slc26a3.2, whose product is annotated as solute carrier family 26 member 3, tandem duplicate 2. Bases 1 to 2256 code for a protein of 751 amino acids. The transcript has 20 exons. Gene Ontology annotation, biological process: transmembrane transport. Gene Ontology annotation, cellular component: plasma membrane. Lineage: Eukaryota; Metazoa; Chordata; Actinopteri; Siluriformes; Trichomycteridae. The record is from RefSeq and is a predicted model, not a curated record. Gene Ontology annotation, molecular function: bicarbonate transmembrane transporter activity; chloride transmembrane transporter activity; oxalate transmembrane transporter activity.
AUGGUGCAGACUACAGGAAAUCAGUAUUUUGUGAGCAGACCACUCUACACAGAGGAUGCUUUUACAGAAGACUAUGAGAAAGUCCAUAGGCAACGCAAAACUAUCCUGGACCAUGUAAAGCAAUACUUCACCUGCGAUUCCAAACGUGCAAAGAAUGCAGCCCUGUCUCUGCUGCCGGUCAUAGGCUGGAUAAAAAUGUAUAACAUUAAAGAAUGGAUUCUGGGUGAUAUCGUUUCUGGAGUCAGCACUGGACUGGUGGCCGUACUGCAAGGGUUAGCAUACAGCCUUUUAGCAUCUUUACCUGCCUGGUAUGGACUAUAUUCUGCAUUCUUCCCUGUCAUAAUUUACUUUUUUCUUGGCACUUCUCGACACAUUUCUGUGGGAGCAUUUCCAGUUCUGAGUUUAAUGGUUGGGUCUGUAGUGACAAGACUAAUACCUGAUGAGGGUCCUCACGCUAACAUCACAGGCCUUGAGGGGCUUAACAUCGAUGACAAAAGAGCCAUAGUGUCUGCCUCACUUACUUUCCUUAUUGGCAUUUUCCAGCUUGGUAUGGGCUUGCUGCAGGUGGGCUUCAUAGUCAUUUACCUUUCUGAUACUCUGGUAUCCGGCUUCACUACUGCUUCUGCGGUUCACAUUUUUAUAUCCCAGCUCAAGUUUAUUUUUGGGCUGAAGGUACCAGGCUUCAGUGGUCCACUUGCCCUUAUAUAUAUCCUGGAGAAAACCUUUGGCCAGAUCACCUCAACAAACAUCCAUGAUCUGGUGACGGCCAUUGUAGUGAUUACUGUGGUGUUUGCUGUGAAGGAGCUCAAUGACAGAUACAAGUCAAAGCUUCCAGUGCCCAUACCAAUAGAAGUCAUCAUGACUAUCAUAGCAUGUGGAGUCUCAUAUGCAUUCAACUUCCAUGCAAAUUAUGGAGUGGAUGUUGUAGGAAAAAUACCAGAUCGAUUUGAGCCUCCCGUUGCUCCUAAUCUUCAGAUCUUUAAGGAGACAGCAAUAGAUGCUUUCCCCAUUUCUAUAGUGGGCUUUGCUGUGGCCUUUGCUGUCGCUAAAGUCUACUCUGUCAAACACGACUAUGCUAUAGAUGGUAAUCAGGAGCUCAUAGCUUUUGGUGCAAGUAACAUCUUUGGUGGAGCAUUUAAAUCUUUGGCAGCAAGCACAGCUCUCUCCAGGAGUGCAGUACAAGAGAGCACAGGGGGGAAAACACAGAUUGCUGGACUUCUUUCUGCCAUUAUUGUGCUAAUAGUAACCUUAGCAAUAGGGUUCUUACUGGAGCCACUGCCUAAGUCAGUACUUGGAGCAGUGGUAAUAGUGAAUCUAAAGGGGAUGCUAAUGCAGGUGCGUGAAGUCCCAUACCUUUGGAGGAAGGAUCGCCCAGACUGUCUUGUUUGGAUUGUGACAUGUGUUGCCUCCAUCCUGUUGGGUCUGGAUCUUGGACUCGCUGUAGGACUUGGAGUAGAACUCAUUGUUGUGGUCUUCAGAACUCAGUACCCACGCUGCUGUGUCCUGGCAAACAUCUCUGGAACGGACAUUUACAGAGACCGCAAGGACUAUGUGAAUAUAUAUGAACCAGAAGGAGUAAAGAUUUUCAGAAUCCCCUCACCGAUCUUCUUUGCAAAUAUUGAUUUCUUUAAAGGAAAACUUAUUGAUGCUGUGGGUUUCAAUCCAUUGAGAGUACUAAGGAAGAGAAAUAAAGCCCUGCGGAAAAUUAGGAAACUGUUAAAGAAAGGGGAACUAACGGUUACAUCUAAAGGAAUACACGCUACAUGCAGUCUGCCAAUUGAAGAGUCUGAAGAUGAAAGCAAUAUGGAGGACCUAGAUCAGCCAAUAGACUUCUCCGACCUUCCUGUUCAGGUGAACUGGAGAUCUGAACUUCCUGCCAACAUCUCUGUUCCUCGAGUUGACAUCCACAGUCUCAUCCUGGACUUCUCUGCCGUCUCUUUUCUGGACAUCUCUGCACUUAAAGUCCUUAAAACGGCUCUGAAAGAAUUCGUUCGUAUUGAUGUUGAGGUCUACAUAGUGGCCUGUGACUCAUACAUCAUUGAGAAACUAAAGAGCUGCAAGUUCUUUGAUAAUGAGAUUACGACAUCUAUCUUCUUCCUGACCAUUCAUGAUGCAAUGCUGCACAUCCAACAGCUCCAUCCACCUUUAAGCAUAAGUAAAAAGGUCGACAAUAACAUCCAUAACAAGCUGAAUAAUGAAAAAAACUACUUGCGCAACAGAGAGAAAGCAGGCAAGGAACCAGAGACCAGAUUUUAA